Messenger RNA from Mercenaria mercenaria, 2878 nucleotides. RefSeq names its product zinc finger and BTB domain-containing protein 24-like. Gene Ontology annotation, biological process: negative regulation of transcription by RNA polymerase II; regulation of immune system process; regulation of cytokine production. Bases 17 to 2020 code for a protein of 667 amino acids. The transcript has 2 exons. Gene Ontology annotation, molecular function: protein binding. The record is from RefSeq and is a predicted model, not a curated record. Lineage: Eukaryota; Metazoa; Mollusca; Bivalvia; Venerida; Veneridae.
AUUAUUCACAUCCAAAAUGGAGUCAAACGAAAGUUUGCAAGGACACUUUCAAGAUUGCAAACUGGUUUCCUCAAUUUUAGAAGCUUUGAAUGACCAGAGAUUGUCGUCAAAGUUGUGUGACGUUAUACUGAAAAUUUCAGAUGAACAGAUUUAUGCCCAUUCUAACGUGUUGGCGUCGGCAAGUCCAUAUUUUGACUCGUUGUUCAGUGGACAAGAUUUGCCGAGGGCCUUUUCUCAAAAAACGCCUCAAAUUAUUGAAAUUCAUAUCGACGGUCCUUCAGAUCCAGGCUACAUAUUAGCUGUUCAAAAGGUUGUCGACUUCAUGUACACUAGCCAUAUUCAGCUUGACGAUGGUGUUCUUAUCCAGGUAUUGGAGAUUGCCAGAAUUAUGCAGAUGGCUAGCAUAAUAGAUUUCUGUGACCUGUACCAGCAAGGGUGUUUUUCUUGUGUCAUUGGUGAGCCACAAAAGUUGAAGCAAACUUGUGACACAUUUACUCAAACUAGUGAUGGAACAGUUAAAACUGGAAAAGAACUCAUUAUUUACAGAGAAAAUGGGACAGAUGAGAAAUGGAUUUUCAAGAAAGAUUUAAAUAGCAAAGUAAUAGUAUUGAAUGAAAGGGAUGGCUUAAAACGUAAAAGAGGCAGACCUAGAAAAAAACCAGUAGAUGAUACUUUAUUUGAUAACAAGGCAGAUCUUGGUUCAGUUACAGGUGAUCAGAUUACAGGUGAAAGGCAGUCUGAAAAUGAAAAUGAUAAGCGAAAUAAUGAAGUACCAGUUGAAGAAAGCACUAAUGAAUUACGGACAAAACCACUGCAAGAAAAACCUUUAAGAGUAAGUAAACAUGGUAGAAUAAUAAAGCCAAGGAAGUUUUCCGAUGACAUGGUAAGCUUUGUUAAGGAAGAGCCUUUAAGUGAUGUUGAAAUUGAAAACGGUAAAAUAAUUAAUGGUGAUUUUGUAAGAAAUAUAGAAGAAAAUGCAGAUAUAGAAAACAUUGUUGUGAAAGUUGAAAGUGAACAAGUAAAAAAAUUUGCAUGCGAACUUUGUGAAUUUACGACACAAAAUAUGAAAGAUUUUAAUGAGCAUAACAGGGACCAUUUACAUGCAGAAAAGAAGUGUAGUUACUGUGGUUGGGUCUCGGAGAAUCCAGAUGUUACUGAUGAAGAUUUCAAUGAGCAUGUUAAUAAUCAUAAAGGUUCAGAAAUGUAUUUCUGUACUUUCUGUCCGCAAAGGUUUAACACUAAAGCUAAAUUAUACCAGCAUUUGCCGAAGCAUUCAAAAACCAAACCAUAUGGCUGUGAUAUUUGUGGAGCCGGCUUUAAGUGGAAACAUGCCUUAAAGGCCCACAUGACAGUUCAUAAAGAUUCUAAGGAUUAUCUCUGUGAUAUUUGCGGGUUUGCCACAGCGCAUAAAACUCAACUGAAAGCUCAUCAUUUAAUUCAUACGGGUAAUACAUUCAAAUGUCCAGAACCAGACUGCGAAUACCAGUCCACCAAGCGCAGUAAUUUGAAACUUCACAUGAUGACUCAUUCUCGUGAAAAGCCGCACCAGUGUGAAUUUUGCGGACAGUCAUUCUCACUAGUGAAAAAUAUGAAACGUCACAUGUUACUGCAUACUAACGAUCGUCCUUUUAGAUGUGAAAAUUGUAGUUUCAGUACAACCAGAUUUGAUAAACUGAAAGAGCACUAUUUCAAGCAGCAUCAAAUUGGCGAAAAGCCAAAAAAGAAAUUUAGAUUGACGGAAUACCUCAAAAUGCAAGAAAUGGUAGAAAGUAUGGAAGAUGGGCAGCUGAAAGGUGAACAAAUAGAGACAGAUGUUCUAAAUAUAGGAGAAGAUAUGGAGACUAUAGAGCUGCAAGUGACUGAAGACACAAAUGGGCUAGCCACCACACAGAUUGUCAAUGUAACAAGUUCCACUGGAGAAGCAAUACCUAUAGCAAUAACUCAGAAUGGUGGAGAGAUUUCUUAUGAAAUCCAGCAAUUCCCUGUGCAAAUUGUCACACAAGAAAUUGUGACAGAAUGAAUUGUUUGGAAAAGUAGUCCCAUAUUUAUGUACCAAAGCACUGUUAUUUCUUUUGUAAACAUUUCAGGUAACCCUUGAAAGUAUCCUCUUUAAUACUAUAGUAUUAGAACGGUUUGGAUUUCAUACUUUUACAUCAUACAUGUUGUAUGGUUGCAGAUAUGUAUAGAAUUUUGUUCUGUUUCCAGUAAGAAUCUGAGCUGUCAAAACUUACAUUGUUGUAUGCUAUUCACUCAGUUUAUCCAUAUCCGUUCAGAUUUACCUGUAGCAAGCAACUCAGUUAGAUUUACUAAAUAUGUCUUAGCACAUGCUUAUGUGAUGGGAUUUACUACACAUAUGCAUACACAUAGACAUUGAAGUAUUGAAAUGGCGGUGCUCUGUUGUUAAUGAGGUCAAGGUCAGGUGAUGACUGUGUUCACAGGUGAUGGUAUAUGCAUCAGCAGUUCAUUUUUUGCUCAACUUUUAUAAAAGAAUUCAUUUUAAAAGAAUAGCAUUUUAAAUUUGCAAAGACCUGUUUUGCCUCAUAUGAGACUCGUUAUACAAUUGCAGAUGCAAUAUUUACUUGCAGUAGGUCAAAAACACUACAUAAUUAUCGUAUUUAUAGUAUUUGAUUACAUUUAUAGACAUCGGUUUAAGUAAGAUUUUCCUUUUGCAUAGGACUUAUUCAUUUGACAACUUUUUAUGCCCCCCUUCGAAGAAGGGUAUAUUGUUUUUAUAUUGAAUUUAUGGAACAGUUUGGAUUCGAUUCCCUCAUGAUUCUGAUCACCCAAUCGAGCAUGCUCAUACAGUUUCAAUAAUUCAAAUAAGCAUUUAUUAAUGGAGAUCGUAUGAAAUAUCAUGAUAAUAUACGCGUUUAAUUAG